AGAGGGACAGCGGAGGCAGGCCGGCUUGCAAAUGUCGCCUCACGACAUCCCCUAAAUGCCUGCGGCUCUGAACCACGACCCCUGGGGCGGAAGUCAGAGCAUCUCUUUGCAGGGCACAAACGCGAGACGUAUUGCUCAACACAGCCAAGAAAGUAGCGCGUUACGAACAGGUCACGCAUGUGAGUUUGCUUUUUCCGAACUGUAAAACAAAACUGAUCUUUAAGUAGACCGGCCGCUAAGAAAUAUACAUACAAGCACCAUUAUUUAGAUGGCGAUCUAGCUCUUUGAAUCUGGCUUUCACGUCCAGGGGCCUGGCUGAAGAAUCAAAUGUCUAAAGCCAGAGGACAAAUGAUUCAGGAGUUCUUUUAGCUAAUUUGGACUUGAGCUAUGAAUGGCGGAGCAACUACUCAUUAAGGCAGCUCAACAUCAUCUUAGAACUGGGAAGAAGAAAGGAUUAUCAUCUUCAGCCUCCUUGAAUGUAGCUGGGGAGGUACUGGCAGUAGCAGCUGGCUUGAAACCAGCUUUUCUGUAUGAUUACAAUUCUGCUGGGACUUCUCAGAUCCUGGACUAUGUUCAACAUCUUCAAACUACCCUUCAACUUAGAUGCCGGCUACAUGUUCUGAAUAUUGCUGAAAAUGUUCUAAUAAUCAACUUGGGACUGAUGUGUCUGUGUCUAGAGUCAAUCCUGCUUAGCAAUAAUGUCACCUUCAUUGAUGUUUCUGCUUUUAGACCAUGUCCUACCUUUUGUAACCCAGAAAAUGUGAGCCUCAUAAAAGGCCAUCUGUCAGAGAUAUUGAAUCACAUUAAAGCAUUAAGAGAAGAUACAUCCCAGACAGUAUCUUCAAGUGAAAUCUUUUCGACUGAAUGGAAUCUCUGUACUCUAUUUGGUGUAUUGCUAGGCUAUCCAGCAUCCUAUAAUUUUUCUACUCAGAUGAGUUCUGGUAAUUGCCUUGCUCUAACUCCACUGAGGGUGUUUACUGUUCAAGCCACAUUUUGUAAUAUAAGCAGUGAUUUCAGAGUUCGGUUUUAUUCUUUCAGUAUCCCAGAACUCCUGUAUCCAGUCAUGAAAAUAAGCCUCAGUGCAUGGUGUGAAAAACUGAAGGAUGCUUUUAAACUUCAGAAAGACUUUGCUAAUCUCUGCAUUACAAGUGAGGUGGUUGCUCUAGCAGCAGUGGCCUUGUAAAUAUGAAUCCCGGUUCAGAGAUAAAUAACAGUUUUUCUCCACAGCAUCCUACUGAUUUUUUUUUUAAAGCUUCAGAACAGGGACAGUUUGGCAGAUUAGUCCAACCAAUUACAUCAGUGUUUU
Molecule: messenger RNA, 1306 nt
Organism: Candoia aspera
Lineage: Eukaryota; Metazoa; Chordata; Lepidosauria; Squamata; Candoiidae
Gene: C3H1orf74
Product: chromosome 3 C1orf74 homolog
Exons: 2
Coding region: 392-1183 (263 amino acids)
Source: RefSeq, a predicted model, not a curated record